UUUGAGUGCUAAGUAAUUCUAGUGCUUAAAAACACAUUGAAUUAUUACAUUUAUAAACGAAAGGAAUAUGGCAAAUAUUAAUAACAUAUGGAAGAUGAUGGUUAGUUGUUGCAAUAAUAUUGCAACAGAACAAAUUUUAUAGUUAUUGUGUAAUUUGUUUGGUUUUAUUUUGAUUUCAUAAUUUUUUAUUGUAAUUUGCUUAUGUAUGUUGUUAUUAAAAGCGCGAAAUUGCAAAAAAUAAAAAAUUAAACUGAACUGAGAUAUAUUGAUUGUGAGUAUUUUACGACGUAACGUUAAAUGUCAAAUCGAGUAUCGACAUUAGCAAUAUUGGAAGAAUGAAAUGUAAUGUGUUUACGAAGUUUGCAAACAAGAAAUAAUUAUUUUGUACGAAAAUAUGGGGAUUAUAACGUCCUGUUGUAAGCCAUCAGCCUCAGAUGUGCUCACUCCAGACACAGAGACCAGACGUCGUCAGCAAGUCGAGGCUGCGGAACGGCGUCGGGCUCAAGAAGCCUCUCGAGGCGUUAAGGAUCCCGAACGUGUGAAGCGAAUGCAGCAACGCGCUGAGGAGAUGGAGCAACGCGAACAGGAGUUGGCUAAGCAGGGGGGAGCUACUCUGAAGUGGUCGGCUGAAUGAGAUCAGGCCCAAGGCACCAGCAGCCAGCCACCAAAUGAGAAAUACAAAUACAAGAACUGAGAACAUUCUUCGUUAUCUGUGGACCUACCACAGACAAUAAUGUCUAUCAAUGUAUAUUGUCUAUGCUAUGAGCUUACCAAUUUUUGGAUUCAACUCUUUACAAUCCCAUAAUAACACCCUAUGUAUUACUCUCUCGAUGUUUCUGUAUAUAAUGCAAGUUAAUUUAUUAAAAUGUAUAUUAUGAAUAAGGUGGAAAUCUUUUGAAUUAAGUUAAACAUUGUUGUAAGGCGUGUUAGUGUUUUGAAAUUAUAAUUAUUCACAAUUUUUCUUGCUUAAGUUGAUUGUUAUUAAAUAUUAAGAUUAUA
Molecule: messenger RNA, 999 nt
Organism: Zerene cesonia (dogface butterfly)
Lineage: Eukaryota; Metazoa; Arthropoda; Insecta; Lepidoptera; Pieridae
Gene: Svip
Product: small VCP/p97-interacting protein
Exons: 3
Coding region: 395-634 (79 amino acids)
Biological process (GO): negative regulation of retrograde protein transport, ER to cytosol; negative regulation of VCP-NPL4-UFD1 AAA ATPase complex assembly; positive regulation of autophagy
Cellular component (GO): endoplasmic reticulum membrane
Source: RefSeq, a predicted model, not a curated record